This is a messenger RNA of Camelus dromedarius (Arabian camel), 3522 nucleotides long. It is a transcript of the gene TLNRD1, whose product is annotated as talin rod domain containing 1. The record is from RefSeq and is a predicted model, not a curated record. The coding region runs from base 1188 to 2276 and encodes 362 amino acids. NCBI's taxonomy places the organism in Eukaryota, Metazoa, Chordata, Mammalia, Artiodactyla, Camelidae. Gene Ontology annotation, molecular function: actin binding. The transcript is spliced from 3 exons.
GAGGUGAAGCCGCGCGGGGAGAGGAAGCGGGUGUUUUCCCCUCUGCCUUUCGGCCCCCGCCCUUCCUUUCAGUUUCUCCCGGCUCGCUCGGAAGUUGGAGGUUGACAAAAAUGGCAGGAGCCGGGGCCCGGGCGGGUUGCCGCAGCGCCGCGGGGACCUUCUGAGUUGGCUGGGCCGCCUGGGAGACGCGCGCGGCUGCGUCCGAUGCACAGGGCCCGGGGUCUCGGGAGAGCUCAGCCGCAGCGGGCCCGAGGCGAGGAGGCGACGGGGAUGGACUCGCGCCGACAGCCAGCGGCGGGCCGCGGGGCGCGCGGUCCGGGAGGGCGUGCCGCCUCGGCGCCGGGCCGCGCUCUGUGAACCGGCGAGGCGGGAAGGGGCAGCUGCGGCGCCCGGCACGCCCGGGCGUGGCAGGCGGGCGAGAGCGCGAGCGGGGCGGCCGCUGUGCGCAAUCAGUGCAGGCUCCCGCCCGACUCUGACUCGGCCGCGCCAGCACCGGCCACACCCUCGGCCCUGCCGCCGCCGCCGGCGCCGCUUCCCGAGAGCGGGAGGCAGGAGAUGCGCCCAGGGCAGCCCCGCGUCCUACAGCGCCAGUCCCGGCCACCGUCGCGGGGAAGUGCCGCCUGGCGGGGUCUGGACGCCUGAAGCCCACGUGCGCCGCCGAGCCCGAGGUGGCUGACAGCAGUGCCCUCCUGAGCCGCCGCCCGCGCUCCUCCCCGAGGAAAGGAUUUUGAUUUCAAAGAAAGGAAGGAAGGAAGGACAACUCCCAGCUUCCCUCUCCGGCCCUCCCAGCUCCGGCGGUCGGGCCGGGCCAUGCCCAGGAAGGCGGCGGCGGCGGCAGCCCAGCAGAAGGGACUUUCCUGGCAGCCCGGCGACGAGGAGAGCAGUCUGUGAGUUUGCUUUGCCCCGGUUCAUGGUUCCUGCAAGCCCUCCAAGAGGCCGAACGCUGCAGCCCCUCCCCGCGCCCCGAAGAGACUUCUGUGUUCUCUGGCCCCAGGGCCCGCUCCGCGCCGCCCGGGAUCCGGCCGCCGCAGCCCAGUGCCCUCUGCCCGCGGCGGUGGAUGGCAUGAUGGUGCGGGGAAGGCACCGCGGCCUUGGCCAGCUGAGUCGCGACGGCCGCGGGGGCGGCGGCAUUGGCAGCGGCGGUGGUAGCGGACUCCCCAGCGGCAUGCCAGUGCCCCCCGGGCGCGAUGGCUAGCGGCAGCGCUGGGAAGCCCACUGGCGAGGCGGCUUCUCCGGCUCCAGCGAGCGCCGUCGGCGGGGCCUGCUCGCAGCCGCGUAAGAGGCUGGUGUCCGUCUGCGACCACUGCAAGGGCAAGAUGCAGCUGGUGGCCGAUCUGCUGCUGCUCUCGAGCGAGGCGCGGCCCGUGCUCUUCGAGGGCCCUGCCUCCUCUUGUGCCGGUGCCGAGUCCUUCGAGCAGUGCCGGGACACCAUCAUCGCACGCACCAAGGGGCUCUCCAUCCUGACCCACGACGUGCAGAGCCAGCUCAACAUGGGCCGCUUCGGGGAGGCAGGGGACAGCCUGGUGGAGCUGGGCGAUCUGGUGGUGUCACUGACCGAGUGCUCCGCCCACGCGGCAUAUCUGGCGGCCGUGGCCACGCCGGGCGCGCAGCCCGCGCAGCCGGGCCUGGUGGACCGCUACCGCGUGACGCGCUGCCGGCACGAGGUGGAGCAGGGCUGCGCCGUGCUGCGCGCCACCCCGCUGGCUGACAUGACCCCGCAGCUGCUGCUGGAGGUGUCGCAGGGCCUGUCGCGCAACCUCAAGUUCCUGACAGACGCGUGCGCCCUGGCCAGCGACAAGUCCCGGGACCGCUUUUCCCGCGAGCAGUUCAAGCUGGGCGUCAAGUGCAUGAGCACGAGCGCGUCGGCGCUGCUGGCCUGCGUGCGCGAGGUGAAGGUGGCGCCCAGCGAGCUGGCGCGGAGCCGCUGCGCGCUCUUCAGCGGGCCGCUGGUGCAGGCGGUCAGCGCCCUGGUGGGCUUCGCCACCGAGCCGCAGUUCCUGGGUCGCGCGGCGGCCGUGAGCGCCGAGGGCAAGGCGGUGCAGACCGCCAUCCUGGGCGGCGCCAUGAGCGUGGUGUCGGCCUGCGUGCUCCUGACCCAGUGCCUCAGGGAUCUGGCGCAGCACCCGGACGGGGGCGCCAAGAUGUCGGACCACAGGGAGAGGCUAAGGAACUCGGCCUGCGCCGUGUCUGAAGGCUGCACCCUGCUAUCUCAGGCUUUAAGGGAGAGGUCUUCGCCCAGGACUUUACCGCCAGUGAAUUCCAAUUCUGUGAAUUAGCAACCCCCGGCCCCACCAUCCCUUUCUUCCACCCCAGGCUAAAGGAAGAUACUUAUUCUUUAUCCCUCUCCAUUUAUACCAAAGAAAUCAAAGGCUGCAUGUCAUCUAUGGAAAGGCACCCUGGAAAGUUCUGCCGUAGCAGUGAGAUUAAGGCUCUUCCUACACCUGUGUGGAAUGCCAGCCUUCCCAGGUCAGAGGAUCUGUGUAUGGACGUGCAAAAGGACUGUGUAUCAAGUGAGAGUAUGUAGACAGGUCUAUUCAGACAAGAUCCAGGUGCUCGUGAUUUCAGAAAAAUACUGUAGAGGGUUCCAGACUGUUUAAUACAGGGAGAGGUAUUCUGGAAAGUGUGUUUAAGAACUUUCCAGAGCAUGAUUGCGGGCAAAGGGCUCCUUUUUGUGACCUUGAUCUAAGAUACGCUUUCGUUGACUGUUAUGUUGGAAGAAGGUUUUGUUAAAUGAAAUUCGGAGUUAUUUUGAGGUAGUUGGUCUUUUCUGUAGACAAUUAAAAAAAAUCUUGGGGGAGGGGGUGUAUAGUUUUGCUGAACAUAGCUAACUGAGUUUUGAACAUUUUCCCACUGAAAGUACAACAGGUUUAUUUGUGUGCUCAUCCUGAGAGAACCACGUGGGUAAAACUCAUACAUGCUUUAAAUUUGCUCCGUGUACAUUUUUCUGGGGAUUUGUUGUGCCUGAACCUUUGCAAGUCCCACAAAUCUGAAAAGAAAGAUUUUUCCACUGUGAUAUGUUAGAGGAGAAAGUCAUAGUGGCUGUUUUUACUUGAAUAAUUACACUUAUUACAAGCACAUCGUAUUCAGCCUGUAAAACCUCUUUAAACCUGUGUGGGGUGGUACAGCUGUUCAGCUUCUCUGAAUUUGAAGUUUGAAAAAGUUUUAAAGUGGUAGGGUCUAUGCAUUUUUUAAAAAACGGUCAAGGGAGUUGUUUUUUUCUCAUAGGUCCUGGUGAAUUUAAAUUUUUGAAGCCUUUAAAAGAUGAAAAUGACCUUUAAUGUUUAUUCCUCUGCCCCUGCCCUUCGUUUAAGUCUGGAUUGGUCAAGUUCAGGAGGUAUUUGAGGAGAGGAAACCUAACCCAUGUGCCAGUGACAGUCCUGCUUAUGGAUAGUUAUUUUUAGUUAUUUUUAUUUAUCGGAUUUAUGUAAAUAAUACUGAAGUGGUUCCUUUAGCCUGUGCAGAUCACAAAGAGUAAACUGAAAGGAACAAAGUAAAAUAAAAUCAGAACCAGAAACCUGCAAA